AUGACAGCCACUCUGCAUCGCGAGACCUACUUUUCCUUCUGGAACAAGUUCUCCAGCAAUGCUGACAUAAAUACGAUGAUGCUGAAUAAUAAUGCUGAUCAGUUGGAGCCCUUUGAUCGUGCUGAUAUCAUCCAGGAUCUCCCCGAUUUCACCGGAAUGAAUGUUGUGGAUGUUGGAGCGGGCAUUGGGUAUGUUUAGGACUAGUUUAUCUCUUGCCAUCUGUUAUAUGGUACUUUACAGUAUCUAUUUUUCCAUUUUCGAGCGAUCUUUCCUCUUAUUACCACAUGAUUUUUUGCCCAUUUCAUAAAUUCCACGUGAUUCUCAGGAAAGCGGAGGCUAUUAAAUUCAAGUAAAUAUUCGCCCUGAUUAUUUUUCCGUUGUUAAAAUUCGUCUCCGUCGUCGACACCCACUAAAAGAGCAAAGAUUAUUCCCUAAAUAUUCCCUUCCAGCCGCUUCACAACCACCUUUGCACAGCGGGCGAAACACGUGGUCUCUUCGGAUUUCAUCGACUCCUUCAUCGAGAAAAACAAAGAGCGAAAUGCUGCCUUCGAGAACAUCACCUACCAAGUCAGCGACGCCUUGGGGCUUCAAGUAGACCCUCAAUCCACCGAUCUGGUCUUUACCAAUUGGCUGUUGAUGUACUUGAAUGAGCAAGAAUGUGUGCGAUUCCUGAUGAAGACUAUGGAAUGGCUAAAGCCCGGAGGGUAUUUGCAUGUGCGAGAGAGUUGCACUGAGCCUUCAACGGGCAAAUCAAAGACGGGGUCCAUGCAUUCGGACAAGAAAGCAAACCCUACUCAUUAUCGAUACUCAAGUGUGUACUUGCAAUUGUUGAAGGAGCUGAGAUGGACCGAUGCCAGAGGAAUGCAAUGGAGAUUCAACGUUCUUUGGGCCAAGUCUGUCCCUACUUAUGUUGAGGUUAGUUGGGUCAAAAAACUGCAAAAAAUGACGUCAUUUGCCAUCUUAAUACAAGCUUUAAAAAAGUUAUCAAAAAUUAUCAAGACAUUUGCAAAAUCAAUUUUCAUCAUUAAAUUUUCAAUUUCAAUCAAUCCGUCAUCGCGACGGAUUUUUUAUGUGAAAAUUCCAAGAUGUUCUUUGAACUUUUGACGUCACAUAAUCAUCAAUUACGGUAAACAAUCCAAUCAAUCACUGUCUAAACAAAGGUCAAAGGCCUUCCGAAGCACAAAUCAAAGAUUCUAAGUGUUACUGUAACAAUAAAAUUAUAAUCUCAGCGAGUUCUUAACUGGCGUCAAGUCCAUUGGCUCUGUGUGAAAGUCCCAGCUCAAGAUGGUGGAAUCAGCAACGAGAAGGCGCUGAUUAGCGCGAUGGGAAGAUGGAAGAUCAUCCAAGAUCAUACUGAAUAUCUGCUGAAUGGAAAGACUUCUUGGGCCACGGAUGUGAUCAACAAUGUGAUCAGCAAGGUCGACUUUGCCAACAACAACCUUCCCCUCUACGUGUACUCUCCCAGGGUUGUGUCGCCAUUUGUUUUUGUGGACUCUCAUAACAUCGCCGCUGUAAGUGAAUACCGUAUUCGAUAUUGCCUACCGUAAUCUUUAAACAAAUAAUAUUUCAAAAUUAAUUUUAUGGUAGACUGACCGGAUUAACAACAUUAAUCGGUAAUUUCUAUUGGUUCUGUUGCAUUAUACCUGAUUUUAGAUGACUGGGCUGAGUGUUUGGGCGGUGGAGACCAACCCCUUGUUCUACCGUCACAUGUUGAAUCGCUGCGUGGAAGCCAAAGAUCGCCGAGUCCAAUAUGGCUGGAAUGCCGAUCUCCAGAGUUCCAUUAAUGACUGGGGAUUGAAGAAGGCCAGAUUUGGAGGUGUCAUCGCUACUGAAUUGUUUAUGGCCAACUCUGAUACCAGUCUUAUGGCUCUUAAGGUUCGUUGAAACACUUUCUCGCGAUUUAUGGGAUUUUUAUUGGUUUUUGAAGAAACCUUUUUUGGCUAAGUGCUGAAUUUUUUGAAUUUCAGGAAAUUCUUGACGACAAUGCCAACAUUUUUACCAUCGAACCGGCUUUGUCCAUCGAGGACUUCAAGGAGAAUGUUGUUGUAAGUUUUUGAUGACUUUAAAAAAAUGAUGAUUUAACAAAAUUUGUGAUCUGUAAUUGAAAUUACAGGUCCCUGAAAACAUGGAGAUGAUCGCGAUCACAGAUGUCUCCGACUACGUUGUGUGUAGAGAGCAGAAGCAGGCGUUCGAUUCGCCUAACCAGCCCUGUUGGUUGCUCGUACACGCCCGUCUUCUCUAG
Molecule: messenger RNA, 2242 nt
Organism: Bursaphelenchus xylophilus (pine wood nematode)
Lineage: Eukaryota; Metazoa; Nematoda; Chromadorea; Rhabditida; Aphelenchoididae
Source: the annotation of a GenBank genome assembly